AUGACGACCAAAAUUCUUGAUUUCCGAGCAGGAUGUGUUUCUUUUUAUGGACGUAUGUAUAUUUCCCUUGAAAGAGGAUCUGUUAACAUUCAUGGCUAUCAUAUUAAAAAAGGCCCAACGUUAGAAGUUUAUGCUCCAAGCCAUUCUCUUCCAAUACAAGUCAAAUCUAAGUAUGAUUUCACAUUAAUUCUGACAACAAUUCCAAUAGAGAAGCUUUCUCCCCUUGAAAGAAAGUAUUAUUCCGUAGAAAGACCAGAUUUCUUCCAAUUGAGUGAUGGAAUCUAUUACAGUCAGACAUUUCCUGAAUUACAGUAUGAUGCCGAAAAAAUUAAGGAAAUAGAUUCACGCGUUAAAGCAACAUCAAGAUUAAUGAUUAUUGGAGACAGUGACACAGGAAAAUCGACAUUUGCUAGGUUCUAUACCAACCACUUACUCAACAAGUACCCAGAAGUCGCUUAUUUGGACGUAGAUCCAGGCCAAUCCGAAAAUUCACUUCCAAGAACACUUUCAUUAACAAUUGUUAAAUCACCAAUAUUCGGACCUCCUGAGAUGAACGAUAAGAACCAGAAGACAAUUGUCGAUUACGGAUACCUUCAUCCAACAGAUAAACAGUUUUACUAUGAAUCCAUUACUAAAUUACUUUCAGUUGUUCCACAGGGCAUCCCAUUGAUUGUUAAUUCGCUUGGACAACUGUUUAAAGCUGGAGCUGUCGUACAUUCCACUUUAUUCAAGAUUAUUCGUCCACACCUUAGAGUUUUAAUACGCAGACCUGAACCAUUAGAGUUUCCACAGAUCUACGCUAACUCUCUUGAACUUGUCGUGAAGAGAAUCGAAAAUGUAAGUUUAAUCAAGAAAGUUUUCAAGAGAGAGCUUCGAUAUUCAACAUACCUUACAAGAAUGAUCGGUCCUACAUCACUACAAAAGCCAAAAGUCCUUAAAAUGAAGAAAACAUAUUUUUAUUUCAAUCAACCAAUCAUUUUAACAGAAGUUCUUAACUACGCGAUCGGUUCAAUCGCAUUCCUUCUCAAGAGCACCGAUUCCGUUGAGAGAAUCGUUAAGAAACCAGAAGAUAAGAAGAAAUUAAUCAAAAUCCUUCGUAAUUUCAAGCCAUCAACAUACCACGGUGCUGCUCUCAUCAGAGCAUUCGAUGUCGAGGCAGGACUCAUCUAUUUGAACACUCCAGACUCUCUUGACGAAAUUGACGUCCUCCACAUCUUCCCUGACGAACUCCUCGCAACGGUUGUCCACGACCACCCUACACAACUCACUUUUUCUGAUGCCCUCAUCAUCAAGAAACCUAUUUUCGCUUAUGAGGCUCCGAAACCUCAGAAUUAA
This is a messenger RNA of Trichomonas vaginalis G3, 1335 nucleotides long. RefSeq names its product polynucleotide 5'-hydroxyl-kinase protein. Bases 1 to 1335 code for a protein of 444 amino acids. Lineage: Eukaryota; Parabasalia; Trichomonadida; Trichomonadidae. Gene Ontology annotation, biological process: cleavage in ITS2 between 5.8S rRNA and LSU-rRNA of tricistronic rRNA transcript (SSU-rRNA, 5.8S rRNA, LSU-rRNA). Gene Ontology annotation, molecular function: polynucleotide 5'-hydroxyl-kinase activity. Gene Ontology annotation, cellular component: nucleus. The transcript has a single exon. The record is from RefSeq and is a predicted model, not a curated record.